Messenger RNA from Cryptococcus wingfieldii CBS 7118, 636 nucleotides. RefSeq names its product histone chaperone ASF1. The coding region runs from base 1 to 636 and encodes 211 amino acids. The transcript is spliced from 5 exons. Lineage: Eukaryota; Fungi; Basidiomycota; Tremellomycetes; Tremellales; Cryptococcaceae. Gene Ontology annotation, molecular function: histone binding. Gene Ontology annotation, biological process: DNA replication-dependent chromatin assembly. Gene Ontology annotation, cellular component: nucleus. The record is from RefSeq and is a predicted model, not a curated record.
AUGGUAAGCCCCCCGAGUAUCCCCUUCGUAAACAUCCGCAAUAUCGAGCUCCUCAACAACCCCGCCAAGUUUGACGACCCGUACAACUUCCGCAUUAAGUUUGAAGCCAUCGCCCCUCUAGUCGAAGAUCUGGAUUGGAGAUUGAUCUACGUUGGAAGUGCUUCAAGUGAGGAGUUUGACCAGGAGCUUGAUAACUGCUCUGUCGGUCCCAUCCCCGCCGGUAUAAACGCUUUCGACUUUUCCGCCCCCGCCCCCCAACAUCACCUCCUCCCCUCUGUCGAGCCCGACGAGAUUCUCGGCGUCACCGUCAUCAUCAUCACUGCCUCUUACCGCGAAAAGGAGUUUGUGCGAGUUGGAUACUAUGUGAACACGUAUUAUGAGGAUGAGGAAUUGAAGGAGAACCCUCCAAGUGUUGUUCAGUGGGAUAAGCUUCACAGAAAUGUGCUUAUUGAGAAGCCAAAGGUGACUCGAUUCCAAAACCCCUGGGACUCUACAGGAGCAGCCUCGGAAUCCCUUCCAGCCGCUGGUACCGAAUUACCAGCUUCAGGCUUCGCCAAUGGUGAACAACUGUUCAAUGCGCCCUUACCUCCUCCUGUGCAGCGGGCUGCGCCUGGAGGUGAUGUUGAAAUGGCGUGA